Messenger RNA from Oxyura jamaicensis (ruddy duck), 1545 nucleotides. It is a transcript of the gene CCNB1, whose product is annotated as cyclin B1. NCBI's taxonomy places the organism in Eukaryota, Metazoa, Chordata, Aves, Anseriformes, Anatidae. The record is from RefSeq and is a predicted model, not a curated record. Gene Ontology annotation, cellular component: mitochondrial matrix; cyclin B1-CDK1 complex; nucleus. Gene Ontology annotation, biological process: regulation of cyclin-dependent protein serine/threonine kinase activity; mitotic metaphase chromosome alignment; mitotic cell cycle phase transition. Gene Ontology annotation, molecular function: cyclin-dependent protein serine/threonine kinase regulator activity.
AUGGGCGUACAGCGGGCGACCAAUGAGCGGCGGCCGGGAGGUUUAAAAGGCGGCGGCGGCACUACUCUCGGCCUGUCGGUCCGCUCUUCAACAGCUCCUUUCUGCUCCGCUCCUCUCCGCUCCUCGCUUCACCUCACAGCGCCGCUCCUCUCUGCUUCGCUUCGCUCUGCCAUGCCAACCAGCGCUCCUGGGGCCGUGCCGUGCCGGGUGAGUGCCGCCUCCCAGAUACCGACGAGCUUGCCGGUGCUGGCCGCCUCCCUGCGCCCCGCAGCCCGGCACUGCAACUGGCCUGCGCCCGCCGCUAAGGGGAGGAAGCUGGGGCUGCCGCCCCGCACCGCCCUGCGGGACAUCAGCAACCGCGUCGCCGAGCCCCCGCCGCCGACCGCCCCCAGAAAGCUGCUGAGUGCUUACGGCAAGGGGCCGAGCGCCGCUAGGACAGCUGCUGCCGCCACCGCCGCCGCUCAGCCCGUGCCGAAGCCGAAGGUGAGGAGGUCGAUGAAGGCAGCCGCCAAGAAGAAUGCGCCACCGACACCAUUGCCGGAGCCCCAGCAGGUACUGCCCCAGAGCGGGCUCAGCCCGGCCGCCGCCUCCACCAGCUCAAACGGCGGCCGAGCCCACAUCCUCAGCUUCCACGGAGGGGCCGGCAUGUACCCCCCCCCAGAGAACAUGCUGUGCCAGGCGUUUUCUAAUGCCUUGCUUGAAGUGGAAGAUGUUGAUGUGGAAGAUAGUAACAACCCGCAGUUAUGCAACAAGGUUGUCAAGGACAUCUACAAAUACCUGAAAGAGCUUGAGGUAAAACAAGAAGUCAGACUCCAAUACCCGGCAGGUCAGAAUGUAACUGGGAAGAUGCAUGCUAUGCUAAUAGACUGGCUUGUUCAAGUAAAAGUAAGAUUCAAAUUGCCACAAGAGAUUUUAUACAUGACUGUUCCUAUUACUGAUCUCUAUUUACAGGAUAAUGCUGUGUCAAGGGAGAUGCUACAGCUGAUUGGUGUCACGGCUAUGUUCAUUGCCAGUAUAUAUGAAGAGACGUUUCCCCCCAGUAUUAAAGAUUUUGCCUAUGUAACUGAACACACGUAUACAACAUCCCAAAUUCACGAAAUGGAGAUGAAGAUUCUGCAAGCCCUGGACUCCUGGCUGGGUCAUCCUCUCCCUACACACUUGUUAAGAAGAGCUUCAGAGACUGCAGAGGUGGACAUGGAACAACACAUUCUGUCCAAGUACCUGUUGGAGCUAUCCAUUCUGGACUAUGACAUCGUUCACAUCCCUCCAUCCAGGAUGGCAGCUGCUGCUUCCUGCUUGGCUCUGAAACUUCUCAGUGGAAGCCAGUGGUCAGAGACUCUGCAGUACUACAUGUCCUACAGUGAGAGUGACCUCGUCCCAGUCAUGCAGCAUUUGGCAAAGAACGUAAUAAUGAACCAGGGCUAUAUGAAGUGUGUGGCCAUCGAUAAUAAGUACACCAGUUUGAGCAACAAGCAAGUAAGCACUCCUGCACAGCUGAACUCUGCUAUAGAAGACUUGGCCAAACCACUGGCUGAACGACUGUAA